AUGAAAUACUCAAAUUUUUUCAAGAGGGCAUCUAUUGCUAGAUACUCUUCAAAUUUAGAUGGAAUGCAGUUGUUUCAUUCUAAAAAAUAUUUUACAAAUUUUUUUAGAGAUACACAUAAAAAAAUUGGAUAUCAAUCAUACAGCACAUCAUCAAUGAAUGAUAGAGCAUAUAACAAUGGAGAGCAAUUUAAAAAAGAGGCAGAAAUAAAAAAUAAUGAAAAAGAAAAUGAUCCCAUAGAAAAUGAAGAUUCUAUAAACAAAAAUGAAACAAAAAGUAUUGAAAAAAACAUUGAAGAAAUUGAUUAUGAAAAUUUUAAUAAAAUUGAUUUAAUUAAAGAAAUUAAAAAAACAAAGAAAGAUAUGGAUGAAAAAAUAAUAGAUAACAAAAUACUGAAAGAAAAAUAUUUAUCUGUUUUAGCAGAAAAUGAAAACUUAAGAAAUAGAUAUAUAAAAGAAAUUGAAAAUAAUAAAGUAUAUUGCAUAACAAAUUUUGCCAAAUCAUUAUUGGAUGUAGCUGAUAAUCUUUCUUUAGCUAUUCAAAAUAUAAAUGAAGAGUCAUUAAAACAAAAUGAAGAAAUUAGUAAUAUAUAUAAGGGAAUUCAAAUGACUGAAACUAUACUUCAUAAUAUUUUUAAUAAAUAUGGAAUAAAUAAAUAUAAUCCUAUUAAUGAAAAAUUUAAUCCACUAUUUCAUGAAGCCCUUUUUGAAAUAAAUGAUAAUACGAAAGAAAAAGGAACAGUUGCAACAGUCAUUCAACAAGGAUAUAAAAUAAAAGACAGAAUAUUAAGAGCUGCUAAAGUUGGAGUUGUGAAAAAUUAA
Messenger RNA from Plasmodium relictum, 819 nucleotides. RefSeq names its product GrpE protein homolog, mitochondrial, putative (gene MGE1). The transcript is spliced from 2 exons. Gene Ontology annotation, biological process: protein import into mitochondrial matrix; protein folding. The record is from RefSeq and is a predicted model, not a curated record. Gene Ontology annotation, molecular function: adenyl-nucleotide exchange factor activity; protein-folding chaperone binding; protein homodimerization activity. Lineage: Eukaryota; Apicomplexa; Aconoidasida; Haemosporida; Plasmodiidae. Bases 1 to 819 code for a protein of 272 amino acids. Gene Ontology annotation, cellular component: PAM complex, Tim23 associated import motor.